GACGGACCGACAGCCUGCUGCACCAUAAACACGUGAGAAAAACGGACAGAAGAUGGACAUCACGGAGGUUCCCGUGAGCCGGGACAGCGCAGGUAAGAGCAAGAAGAACAAGAAACAGAAGAAGAAGAAGAGUGCGGAGGGCGCCGUAGAAGGAAAGGAGACGGAGGAGAAGAAGACGGAAAAGAAGAUGGAGAAGAUGGAGGCCUCCUUCCCUCCAACGUUCAGCGUGUCCGAGAUAAAGAACAAACAGCGGAGACACCUGAUGUUCAUGAAGCUGAAGCAGGAGAAAAGAAAGCAAAAGAUGCAGCUGAAGAAAAAGAAGAAAAAAGAACGAGAAGCUUUAGGUGACAAGGCGCCGCCAAAGAAGGUCCCCAAGACAAUAGAAAACCAGAGAGUGUACGACGAGACCACGGUGGAUCCAGAAGAUGAGGAAGUUGCAUUUGACGAGGGAACUGAUGAAUUUUCUGCCUACUUCAACGGUUUGACGAAUCCCAAAGUGCUCAUCACGACGUCAGACCGACCCAGAGGGAGGACGAUGAGGUUUUGUGAGCAGCUGGCCACAGUCAUCCCAAAUUCCCACGUUUACUACAGAAGAGGCCUGCCGCUGAAGAGGAUCAUUCCUCAGUGCGUCUCCAGGAACUUCACCUACCUCAUGGUCAUCAACGAGGACCGUCAAACACCCAAUGGUUUGGUUCUCUGCCACCUCCCUGAUGGACCGACCGCUCACUUCAAGGUCAGCAGUGUUCGACUACGCAAGGAGAUGAAGAGACGAGGUAAAGAUCCGACCGAACAUUCUCCCGAGGUGAUCCUCAACAACUUCAGCACCCGUCUGGGACACACCAUCGGCCGACUGUUCGCCGCCCUCUUCCCUCAGGACCCUCAGUUUGUGGGUCGACAGGUCGCCACCUUCCACAACCAGAGAGACUUCAUCUUCUUCAGGUUCCACAGGUACAUCUUCAAGAACGAGAAGAGAGUGGGCAUCCAGGAGCUCGGACCUCGCUUCACCCUCAAACUCCGCUCUCUACAGAAAGGCACCUUCGACUCGAAGUUCGGGGAGUACGAGUGGGUGCUGAAGCGCCAUGAGAUGGACGCCUGCAGACGGAAGUUCCAGCUUUAAACCCAACGUUUCCAGAUCAGGAUGAUCCAGGAAGCCGCAGAUGUUUGUGGACUUACACAGAAAGACUUUAUGCUGAGGACGACAGUUAAACGUGGAUCGAUGAGCUUGUUUUCAUAUUUUACCUGGUUUUUAUAAAGCUACAUGUACAGUUCUUGUCCAGAUCCAGACUUUGAUGGACAGAUCAGGGCUGAGAUGAAGGUUGGAGAUCUGGAGCCUCAGAGUCCUGAUUCCCUGAAAACUCUUCUAGAGGGCUGAAAUACCAAGCAAGUUUGAUAAAUUAACAGCAAUCAGACGGCGCUGGAGGAACAAGUUGUUGUAAAGGAGUUUUGAAGAAUAAAUAUAUAAAAGAUCAUUUGGAUAUGAAGCAGUGCUACUGUGAGAAAGGAAUUAGUGGCUUAUUUCUAACUCCCAGCUGCACAUUAGAGCUCUGAAACUGUUUUUAUUUGUUUAAAUGUUUGUUUAGGUCUCACACUGUCUCAUAAUUAAGCAGAUGUGAAAAUCACUUUAAUCCAAGUUAAAUUAAUUGAAUUUUCUCUGUGAUGAAAACCAACAAAUAAAUGUUUUAAUCAGCUGCAGUACCAGUAGACUAGGCAGCAAAUCAGAACCAAGCAUCAAAACAUUGUUCCUACAGCGAUGUGAUGUUUACACUUCUAUAGCUGCAUUCAGAGGGAUCACAAACAUAGACCUCAGCCAAGAAAACUUCAGCUAAGAAUCUUUUAUCAUCAAAUAUAUAUAAAUAUAUACAUAAAAAUAUAGAAUAUCAUCCAAAGAAUGAAAGGAAAUGCUUCUUACAGCUGAUUUAAACCUCAAACUCUGAACAGAAACUCCUCCAGAGCAGGUUAGCAUCAGUUACCAUGGUGAUCUAGCUGUGCAGCAUCAGUUACCAUGACGAUCUGGCUGUAAAGCAUCAGUUAUGACGAUUUAGCUGUAUAGCAUCAGUUACCAUGGUGAUCUAGCUUUAAAGCAUCAGUUACCAUGGUGAUCUAGCUUUAAAGCAUCAGUUACCGUGGUGAUCUAGCUGUGCAGCAUCAGUUACCAUGGCGAUCUAGCUGUAAAGCAUCAGUUACCAUGACGAUCUAGCUGUAAAGCAUCAGUUGCCAUGACGAUCUAGCUGUAAAGCAUCAGUUGCCAUGGUGAUUUAGCAGUAAAGCAUCAGUUAGCAUGAUGAUAUAGCUAUGCAGCAUAAGUUACCAUGGCGAUCUAGCUGUAAAUCCUCAGUUACCAUGGUGAUGACCGCCUUCAUAACAUUGAAAACUCAAGAUACUUUUUUAACUGGUUAAUCUCUUCCUAGUUCGGCUCUCAGGUCACAGUCGGAUGUAAACUCACCUGCUGCAUCCUCACCUGUACCAGCAGCAGCCAAUCGGAGGCAAGAAUGUCUGAAAUCGGGGGAAAUGUUUCAUGUUUUGUUCACACUGCAGCUGAAUUUUCAUGAUGUGUCACUGAUUUCCAAACAUGUAUAUUCUUAUUUUAAUACAACAGAAGCUCCAAGAGUAA
Molecule: messenger RNA, 2611 nt
Organism: Amphiprion ocellaris (clown anemonefish)
Lineage: Eukaryota; Metazoa; Chordata; Actinopteri; Pomacentridae
Gene: rpf1
Product: ribosome production factor 1 homolog
Exons: 9
Coding region: 53-1117 (354 amino acids)
Biological process (GO): maturation of LSU-rRNA; maturation of 5.8S rRNA
Cellular component (GO): nucleolus; preribosome, large subunit precursor
Molecular function (GO): rRNA primary transcript binding
Source: RefSeq, a predicted model, not a curated record